AUGCAAAAUCUAGGGUUGUUGCUGUACGAGCAAUCUUUCCCUUUGGUUCCUAUUGUUCGAACGCCUUGUUAUGAUCAUCCGCUUAUCGAAUCUUCUUUAAUAAUUUCAAUUUUGGCGACUUAUCUAGUUAAACCUGAGUUGACAUUUUCUGAUGCGGUUGAACUCUAUCCCAAGCAUGUUUCAAAAGAUGCAAAGACUGGAAAGGAAGUGACUGACUGGUUAAAUAAAUAUUUUGUUAUGUGGGGCGAUACAAAACUUGAUGAUGGACAAAUGCGGGAUGUUAGAGACGAACGUGAAUGGCGCGAAUGGGUCGACACUCAUUUUGUUCAUUUAAUCUCUCCAAAUGUUUAUCGCACUUGGUCCGAUUCAUUGGCAACAUUUCGUUGGUUUGAACAGGUUGGUGAAUGGGAACGCAAUUUUCCAACGUGGGAGAGAGUUUUGGCUGUUUAUGUAGGUGCUGCAGCAAUGUGGGGGAUUUCGAAGAGAUUGAAAAAGCGGCAUCAUAUUGUUGACGAACGCGAGGAGAUGCGGAAAGCUUUUGACAAAUUUAUGAAAGCAAAAGGACCAGAAAGGAAAUUUAUGGGAGGUGAACAGCCUAAUUUGGCUGAUUUGGCACUUUUUGGGGCUUGUAAUUCCUUUUAUGGCUGUAUUGCAUUUUCUGAAAUGUGUCAAUAUGACAAACGACUUGUUGAAUGGUUUGAAGCAAUGAAUUUGGCUGUUAAAGAAGCGAGAGGAAAGAAAUUGCUUGAAGCAAAAUGUAAAUUUGUAAAAGAAGGGAAAUAAAAUUUGAAAGUUAGUUUU
Molecule: messenger RNA, 801 nt
Organism: Meloidogyne enterolobii
Lineage: Eukaryota; Metazoa; Nematoda; Chromadorea; Rhabditida; Meloidogynidae
Source: the annotation of a GenBank genome assembly